This is a messenger RNA of Plectropomus leopardus (leopard coralgrouper), 724 nucleotides long. Lineage: Eukaryota; Metazoa; Chordata; Actinopteri; Perciformes; Serranidae. The record is from RefSeq and is a predicted model, not a curated record.
ACCGCAGAUCAGCUGUUGGCCCGAGCGGACGCCGCCAAAGCUCUGGCCGAGGAGGCGGCCAAGAAAGGACAGUCCACCUUCAGAGAGGCCGAGACCAUCCUGGACAACCUCAGAGACUUUGACAAGAGGGUCAACGAUAACAAGACCGCCGCCGAGGACGCUCUGAAGAAGAUCCCCGCCAUCAACGCCACCAUCAUGGCCGCCAACCAUAAGACCAAGCAGGCGGAGGCGGCGCUCGGUAACGCGGCGGCUGAUGCCCGAGAGGCCAAGACCAAGGCGGAGGAGGCGGAGAAGAUCGCCGGCAACGUGCAGAAGGGCUCAGCCAAGACCAAGGAGGACGCAGAGAAGGCGCUCCAGGACACCACCAAGCUGGACAACGAGGUGAGCGACAUGAUGGAGCAGCUGGACGCCGCCGAGCUGGAGCUGGCCAGGAAGAAGGCGGAGGCCGACCAGGACAUGAUGAUGGCUGGAAUGGCGUCAGACAACGCCAAGGAGGCUGAGGACAACGCCCGCAAGGCCAAGAGCGCCGUGAAGCUGGUCCUGAACAACAUCACCGCCCUGCUGGAUCAGCUGGGUAAGAACAGACGCGCUCAGCUCCGAAAGUCUCAGCCAGAGUUUGUACCACAUGACGCAGAUUUUACAGACAAAUACCAGAGUCCAACCUACGGUCAGUGUGCAGCCGCGUGAACGCUGACAGUCUUCAUAACGAGGAAAUUUGACUCGU